UUGAUCACCAGGAGUGUACAAGUCCACAAGACCACCAAGUGAAAGUGCGACGAAGAACGACCGCGGUGCACAUGCGCAAUUGAGAGAAACGACCAUAUUAUAAGUAUAUAGCGGACCAGUUGCCACUUCUUGGUUAGUGACCGAUCCAGCAGUAUGGUUGCCAAAGGAGUUUGGCUGUGCUUUUUAUUGUUCGGCGCAUCUGUGUUUGCGCAAGAUGAUGGAGAGGGUGACGGUGAACCCACCGCAGACGAACUGUGCAAAGACAGACCAGCAGACGAGUAUUUCAGAUUGUCCACAGAUGGAGACUGCAGGGAUGUAGUAAGGUGCGAUUCUAAUAGUGAUAAUGGAGUUACCAGACUGGCUUCAGUCCGGUGUCCUACAGGUUUAGCGUUCGACAUCGAUCGUCAAACUUGCGAUUGGAGAACGAAUGUUAAAAAUUGUGAUAGAGUCGAGAAACCUAGAAAAGUGCUUCCCAUUUUGAAAACCGACGAACCAGUCUGUCCAGAAAACAAGCUCUCAUGCGGUAACGGAGAGUGCGUAGACAAAGAACUUUUCUGUAACGGAAAACCCGACUGCAAAGACGAAUCUGAUGAAAACGCUUGCUCCGUCGAAACUGAUCCCAACAGAGCCCCAGACUGUGACACCACUCAGUGCGUGCUUCCAGAUUGUUUCUGUUCUGCUGAUGGUACCAGAAUCCCCGGUGCUCUGGAACCCGCUAACGUUCCCCAAAUGAUCACCAUCACCUUUAACGGAGCCGUUAACGUAGACAACAUUGACUUAUAUGACGAAAUAUUUAACGGACAAAGAAACAACCCUAACGGUUGUCAGAUCAGAGGAACAUUCUUUGUUUCCCAUAAAUACACCAACUACUCUGCCGUACAAGAAUUACACAGAAAAGGACACGAAAUCGCUGUAUUCUCGCUGACUCAUAAAGAAGACCCCAACUAUUGGACUCAAGGUUCUUAUGAUGACUGGUUAGCUGAGAUGGCUGGAGCCAGGCUUAUUAUCGAACGUUUCUCGAACAUCACUGAUGGCUCCAUUAUUGGGGUACGUGCUCCUUACUUAAGAGUAGGAGGAAACAAACAAUUUGAGAUGAUGGCUGACCAGUUCUUUGUCUACGACGCAUCUAUCACCGCUUCUCUGGGACGUGUCCCCAUCUGGCCCUACACUUUAUACUUCAGAAUGCCACACAAGUGUAACGGAAAUGCCCACAACUGCCCAUCCAGAUCCCACCCAGUAUGGGAGAUUGUCAUGAACGAAUUGGACAGACGUGACGACCCAACUUUCGACGAAUCUCUUCCUGGUUGUCAUAUGGUUGACUCAUGCUCCAAUAUCCAGUCUGGUGAACAGUUUGGCAGACUAUUGAGACACAACUUCAACCGUCACAUCAACAGUAACCGUGCCCCAUUGGGUCUUCACUUCCACGCUUCCUGGUUGAAGAGCAAGAAAGAAUACAAAGAAGAACUUAUCAAGUUUAUCGAAGAAAUGUUGGCCAGGAAUGACGUUUACUUUGUAACCAACUUGCAAGUUAUCCAAUGGAUGCAGAACCCUACUGAACUCAACGGUCUGCGUGACUUCCAAGAAUGGAAGGAGAAAUGUGAUAUUAAGGGUCAACCUUACUGUUCUCUUCCCAACUCUUGUGCUUUGAAUACCAGAGAACUUCCCGGCGAAACUCUCCGUUUGUUCACGUGUAUGGAAUGCCCGAAUAACUACCCAUGGAUAUUGGACCCCACCGGAGACGGUUUCUCCGCUAGGAAGUAGAUUAUUUAUUAAAUUAUCUUCUUAGGAAUUAAUUUAAAAGACUUUGUAUAUAGUUAAUAUAAUUUCCUAUCUUUAUACCUUCGUUGACGCAGUAAACGUAGAAACUUGCCAAAAGAUUGUUUCUGCUAUGAUUUUCAGAUGAUAAGAGGUCAAUGUUGUAAUUUUGAUACAAAACACUUUUGUUAAAAAAAUAAAAUUUCUAAAAAAAUA
Anthonomus grandis grandis is the source of this 1971-nucleotide messenger RNA. It is a transcript of the gene verm, whose product is annotated as chitin deacetylase 1. Gene Ontology annotation, molecular function: protein binding; chitin binding. Gene Ontology annotation, biological process: carbohydrate metabolic process. The transcript has 5 exons. The record is from RefSeq and is a predicted model, not a curated record. Lineage: Eukaryota; Metazoa; Arthropoda; Insecta; Coleoptera; Curculionidae. The coding region runs from base 154 to 1761 and encodes 535 amino acids. Gene Ontology annotation, cellular component: extracellular region.